AUGUCCAGUCUCCCUGAAUCGUUAAAGACAGACAGAAACAUAGCCCCUUUCAUUGCCCGCUCCAACGAAUUGGCCCAGGCUAAUCCCGUGGUGUCAUACUAUUGCAAGAUCUAUGUUCUUGACCAUAUCCUCUCCAAUAGGCUCCAUGUGGGCAACCCGGAGGUGGAGGCGUUCACCGUGUCGCUCUUGGAUGAUACAGAAACCAUAAAGGCCUCCCAUGAAGACGAAAACGUCCGUGCGGUGUUAGCAGACAGACAAUUGUCGCUCAACCUUGUGUUUGCCUUUGGAUUCCGUUUAUUCACUUCGUGUCUCGAGGAUUUGUCCCACUAUGAUGGCACCAAUAAAAUUCAAUUGGCCUCCAAACUUAGAGCGACGAUCAACUUUUUGUCGGUUCUCAAAGUGUUUACCGGCACGGAAGACAGCUCGUUGGACUUUUCAAAGACUUCAGGAGGAAAGUGCACUUCUAGACACGAAUUCGAUGCCUUCAUCAAGGAGAAGUUGAAAACGCUCAAGUUCCAAUUAAGCCGUCUCAUCAAGGACGAAAUACCCUUGCAGGGCGAGGAGGAAGAGCUUGCAGAGUUAGGAAACGUAAAAGACAACUCUGACGAUGCUUCUCCAUUCCCAUCUGCCCCUCAAGAUCUUUCAGACAUUCCUGGUCGUUCAGAAUCGACUUCUCCACCAUUGAAUUCCAGUUCGACCCAAAUUCCUGGGUCACCACGUCUUCCACACUCUCCAAGGCUUCCCAAAUCUCCUCUGGGUCCAUCGUCUCCCACUUUACGCUCCUCAUCCGGAUCUCCAGCGUUCAAACUUCCUGGAGCACCUAGAUUUGAUCCAGGGUCGGAGGGAAGUGACUCAGAUCUGGGCCCUUUCAAGCUUCCUGGUGCUCCCAAGUUUCUUCCUGACGACGAUCUCUCGCACAUCAACAAGACGUCGUCGAUUCAGAUGUUUCCUCCAGACAAUGAGGUAAAACCAGCACUACCACCCAAGCCAACACCCAAACCUGUUAUUCACAAGCCGAGUGCAUCGGAAACCCACCACAAGCCCAUAACCAAGGAAUCAUUGGCAGAGAUCAUCGAUACGACUGAGCAAAUUGCGCAGAUCCAGAAACACGCCAAGUUUGCCAUUUCGGCACUUAACUACGAAGAUUUAGAGACGGCCGAGAAGGAAUUGGCCCACAGUAUGGAGAUUCUACAACUAGUAAAAAAGCAUACCAGCUAA
Messenger RNA from Sungouiella intermedia, 1218 nucleotides. NCBI's taxonomy places the organism in Eukaryota, Fungi, Ascomycota, Pichiomycetes, Serinales, Metschnikowiaceae. The record is from the annotation of a GenBank genome assembly.